AUGGAGUCGUCGCGAGGCCCUCCGCGGGUCAAGAACAAGGCGCCUGCGCCGCAGCAGAUCUCCGCCGAACAGCUGCUACGCGAAGCCGUCGACCGUCAGGAACCCGCCCUCUCUGCGCCGACGCAGCGCUUUGCCGACUUGGAGGAACUGCAUGAAUAUCAAGGCCGUAAAAGAAAGGAGUUCGAAGAUUAUGUCCGCCGCAAUCGGCUGAACAUGGGCAAUUGGUUUCGCUACGCUCAGUGGGAACUUGAACAGAAGGAAUACCGCAGGGCGCGCAGUGUUUUCGAACGUGCGCUGGAUGUCGAGAAUACCAAUGUGCAAUUAUGGCUACGAUACAUCGAGUCGGAGAUGAAGGAGCGGAACAUCAACCACGCGCGCAACCUGCUGGACAGGGCUGUUACUAUUCUGCCGAGAGUGGACAAGCUAUGGUACAAGUAUGUCUACAUGGAGGAGAUGCUGGGGAACAUUCCCGGCACACGACAAGCCUUUGAAAGGUGGAUGUCGUGGGAGCCGGAUGAGGCGGCAUGGAAUGCGUACAUCAAGCUGGAGAAGAGGUACGGCGAGUACGACCGCGCGAGGAACAUCUUCGAGCGAUUCACGAUCGUGCAUCCAGAACCAAGAAAUUGGAUCAGAUGGGCACGUUUUGAGGAGGAGAACGGGACGAGCGACCUGGUGCGGGAAGUCUUUGGGAUGGCCAUCGAAACCCUAGGGGAUGAAUUUAUGGAUGAGAAGCUCUUCAUUGCGUAUGCGAAGUUUGAAGCUAAGCUGAAGGAGUACGAACGGGCCCGCGCUAUCUACAAGUAUGCUCUGGAUCGGAUGCCUCGAUCAAAAUCUGCCAUACUCCACAAGUCAUAUACCACUUUCGAGAAGCAGUUUGGCGAUCGAGAGGGCGUCGAAGAUGUGGUGUUGGCGAAGCGAAGGGUACUGUACGAGGAGCAAGUGAAGGAGAAUCCCAAAAAUUACGAUGCGUGGUUCGAUUAUGCACGUUUGGAGGAGACCGGUCAGGAUCCAGAGCGUGUACGGGACGUCUACGAGCGGGCAAUUGCCCAAGUACCGCCCAGCCAAGAGAAGCGACACUGGAGAAGGUACAUUUACCUCUGGAUGUUCUACGCGCUGUACGAAGAGCUCGAAACCAAAGACCUCGCUCGUGCAGGACAGGUGUACGACGAAGCGAUCAAGAUCGUCCCACACAAGAAGUUCACAUUUGCCAAAAUCUGGAUUCUCAAGGCGCAAUUCCACGUACGGCAACAAAACUUGGAUCGAGCACGUAAGACAAUGGGAAUGGCGAUCGGAUGGUGUCCCAAGAACAAGCUGUUCCGAGCCUACAUUGAAAUGGAGCUCAAACUCUUCGAAUUCGUCCGCUGUCGAACGCUUUACGAGAAGUGGAUCGAGUUCGACGCUUCGAACAGCGCGGCCUGGAUCAAGUUUGCAGAGCUCGAGCGCGGACUGGAAGACUUGACACGUACCCGUGCCAUCUACGAACUCGCCAUUCAGCAGGAUGUUCUUGACAUGCCGGAGCUGGUAUGGAAGGCUUACAUUGACUUCGAGGAAGAGGAAGGCGAGUACGAGACGACACGCAGCUUGUACGAGCGUCUGCUCGCCAAGACCGAUCACGUCAAAGUCUGGAUCAGCUACGCGCACUUUGAAAUCAACGUUCCGGACUCCGCCGAUGAAGCUAUACCCGAGGACGAAGACGCGCCGAUCAGCGACGCUGCCAAGGCUCGCGCGAGGAAAGUGUUUGAACGAGCUCACAAGGUGUACAAGGAUCGAGGCCUCGUGGAAGAGCGCGUCGCGCUACUCAAUGCCUGGAAGGGCUUCGAGGACGCACAGGGCGGCGAAGAGGACAAGGAGAAGGUGGCGAAACAGAUGCCGAGGAGAGUGAAGAAGAGGAGAAAGCUGGACGACGAUUCGUUCGAGGAAUACAUGGAUUACGUCUUCCCUGCAGACGACCAGAGCAGCGCCAACCUGAGCAAGUUGAUGGCAAUGGCGCAGAAGUGGAAGAAGGAACAGGAGACCACAGCGGCUUAA
Messenger RNA from Lecanosticta acicola, 2028 nucleotides. The record is from the annotation of a GenBank genome assembly. NCBI's taxonomy places the organism in Eukaryota, Fungi, Ascomycota, Dothideomycetes, Mycosphaerellales, Mycosphaerellaceae.